Aphanomyces astaci is the source of this 3447-nucleotide messenger RNA. RefSeq lists its product as hypothetical. NCBI's taxonomy places the organism in Eukaryota, Oomycota, Saprolegniomycetes, Saprolegniales, Verrucalvaceae. The coding region runs from base 47 to 3124 and encodes 1025 amino acids. Gene Ontology annotation, molecular function: lipid binding; protein binding. The transcript is spliced from 6 exons. The record is from RefSeq and is a predicted model, not a curated record.
GUCGUUACACAGAUUGCGAGAAUAAUUGAGCGACGCCGCCGCAGACAUGAGGCAGAUCCACGUGUCAUCCCCAGAGCUAACGAACGAGGCAGUAGACCAGGCUAUUGAACUCACGCUAGAGGAGACCUGGGACGCGCGAGGCCAAGACGAGACCGUGUACGUUGAGAAGCAGUUUGAGCUGUACCGGUCGGUCUCGCCAACGUCGACGCUGCCCAAGUACUACAUCAAAGCAUGGUUCCCGUACUCGGCGGACACGCUGUUUAACGUCCUGCACGACUUCAAGUACCGCAAAACGUGGGAUUCUUCUGUCAAGCAAGCUUACGUUGUGGACGUCCGGCCAACGCCCGAUGCGGACGACAUCGAUGUCGUGUACUGGUGCGUCAAGAUGCCGUGGCCGUUCUCGAACCGGGACUACGUCUACUACCGUCGCACGUUGCUGCUCAAAGACACAUUCGUCGUGCUGUCCCAUGCUGGGAUGCACCGCGACGCCCCCGAGUUCCACUCGACCCAGCGCGUAGAAGUGUUUCACUCGCAUAUGGUGAUCCGCGUCGCCGGCGUCAGCAGCUGCGAGCUCUUUCUCGCGUACUCGGACGAGUCCAGCUACGCCGUGCCCAACACAUGCAUCAACUGGGGUCUCGCCACGGGCCUCCCGUCGUACCUGAACGACUUGCGCGCCGCGUGUACGUCGUACGCCGACUACAUCCGCGGGCUCGACGACGAUGGUCUCCAGAGCAUUCCGUCGCAGCUCGUUCGGAGCCGAAUCGACCGCCGCAACGUGCUAUCCCGGGCUCCGGGACAGUCGUCGUCGCUGCGGGGAUACCACAAGUCUUCGGCAGCCACCACUGUUGGCCCCUCUCGCAGCAGCCGGCCCCUGCAGCACCAACCGCAUCUCCAGCACCUCCGUCCGGCGUUCCAUCGGUCCAAGUCGGCGUCGGACGCGCUACCCGCUCCCGUGGACGUGGACGUCGUCGUUGAAUUCCGAACGGCGUCCCCCGGCCUGGUUCUGGAGCCGCAUCUCCACAAGGCAAUUGUGGGCACAACCACGGACAAACACUCGGAAGCCACCAAGGCCAAACUAGUACCCGGGCUCGUCGUCGUCGCAAUAGACGGCCAGUCGGUGCAGGACCUGACGUUUCCAGACGUGCUGAGUCGACUCGAACGUGCGCAUCCCCCCUUCACCGUCUGGUUCAACCGACCACGACCCAUGUCCACCAGCACGCGACCACCUACCAUGACCACAGGGGCGACGCCUAGCCCACGGAAUCGAGCAACGUCGCUCUCGUCGACCUCUAAAACAUCUCUGGUUGUUGUGGCGGUGCAUUAUGCCGACGCCCUUGGCGACGUUCUCGGGCCUCAGAACCCCUCGACCCAACAGGGUGCGGUGCUACUGGCCAGUCGAUUUGGGCUGGACGUUGGAUCUAUUCUGGCAUCAAUCGACAACAUUCCAGUGCCGGAUGUGGCGUUUCCAGACAUUGUCGGGCGAUUCCGACGGUCCACUGACGUCCGGCACGUCGCCUUCGCCCCCCCGCCCCCCACUGCCCCCUCCAAGACGAAGCUGCGCGUGUCGCUGUCGUCCAAGCUGUCGAGGGCGUUCAAAGGGGACAAAUCGGUACCCAGCACCCCCACUUCCCCCAAGGCGCCGCCAAAGCCCGACCACCAACCACCUCCCGCCGACGACGACGACCAAGCGUUGCGGGACGUGCUGCCAGACUACACCCACAUCAAAGUGACCAUGGCCAACGUCGAGUGGGUGUGGGCCCACGUCCAGAUGCUCAUGUCGGACGAACGGCUGUUCUCGGCCGCAGAACUUGCAGACAAACUCCAUGCGUUUGUGCAAAUGGCGCCGCGUCCGCCGGGGUCGAAGGCCGCCGACACGUUGGACAAGAUUGACGGGGAAAUGGCGGCGCAGGACGCCCGACUGCGCCAAGUGACCACGAGACGCGACCUCGGCAACGCCGCACUCCACGAAUUCAAUGCCGACGAAGCGGCCGGUUGGCGGUUCGGCCAAACCUACUUUGGCGUCUCCACCCACUGGAAACCAGGCGACGACGGGACAGUGUGGCUCAAACUAGAUGGCAUUUGCGAAGGCGUGGACGUGUUCAAUGCGAUGGCAGUGAUUCGGGAGACCGACUUGUUUGCAUUGUGGGCGCCAUGCUGCAACAAGUCGGCGCUGCUGGCGUCGCUGUCCCGGGUCGAGAUCUUGACGUAUGCCAGCAUUGCGAUCCCGCUCAUGCAGAGGGACGCCGUGAUCCACGCGUUUGGCAUCAACGCCGUCUAUGAACACCGAUGCGUGCUCCUCUUGGGCCAGUCAGCGACCCAGGAGGACCACCCGACGGUCCCGUUCCCCGCCGUCAAGGGCUGGAAUGCCGACCGCAUGCACAUCCGGGCCUUCCGAGCGCUCAUUGAGCCUUAUGGCCGCAACCGCAACCGAACGUGCAUUGUUGUGAAUGUCGACCCCAAGUGCGCCGUGCCGACGUCGUUGCUCAACUUUGCGAUCAAGAAAAUGGCUGGCAUAUUGCUCUACUUGCUCCUCCGAGAAGCGCAAAAGAUUGAAAAGCACUCGACCGAGUUUGGCGUGCUGGACGACCAAGGCGACCCCCACUUUAACCCGUAUGUGGCGCGCAUCCGCCGCGAUCCGUUCUACACGUGGCUCAAGCCGCGCAUGGACAAGUGGUUUGGUCACUUGGACGCUGGUACAGAAUCCCCUCCCCGUUUGUCCCCCCUUGCACGUUGCCCCCGGCGCGAUCGGCGCCGCUGCUCCAGCAUCUCGUCCCGGGCAACUUGUACGGCCAACGCAUCGACGAAGCGGCGGCGUCGAUGCCCCGCCGCCGCCGCCACCCGUCCACCAAGUCGCAGCAUCCCCCACGCCGCCCCCUACUCGACUACUUGUACGUCGUGCCCGUGUGGCCGUACGUGGCACUGGCAGUCGUCUACUCGAUGUGCAUCACUCGACAGUCGACGUACAUGGCAGCUUGUGCGUGGAAAGCCACACUCGCGGGUUUCUUGGCCUGGUUUGGCGUGUCCAGUGUCCUUCCUUGGCAAGUUCGCCAGCAAGUGCCAAUGGCAGCGUCGGUCCAGUGGUGGCGGUGGCGGGUGGUCGCGUACGCGGUUGCGGCGGACGUGAUUGGGUCGGGGUGUGUCAUGCUGUGGGUUCGCCACGUAUCGUGCUGGGUCAAAUCGUGUACGGCAGCUGACCCAGCGGUGGCCAGCGUCCACUUUUGGCUGGUCGCUAAUUCGUUUCUAGAGGCCACGGUGCUCUUGGUCAUGCAAUUCGUCGUGUGGCUCCAUGCCUAAGUACCCGGCCGUCCCAGUCUCCUGACUCGAACGACCUUUCGAAAGUAGUGCCAGUGGAUUUGCAGGAUCCUUUAGAUGCAUGAUGGAAGAGGAUCCAACACUCUGAAAUCAACUCAUAUUAAUACUAUGAACGCGGAUCAACGCCACCAACCC